GGAUUCUACGUGCUUCAUACGUGUAAGAGGCGUGCCAAGAUGCUGGCUGGGAACAUGAACAACACAUUUCCACAGGCGCAUCCCAAAGCGCCAAAAAACCCCACAAUCAACUCUGUGUCCCAGCAGCGAGAGCAGGGGACCCUGGAGCCACAGGCACUCUGCAGCAGCAUGCCCAGGGUCCCCUGGGGCAGUCUCAGCGCUGGACUGGAGCUAAAUACAGAGAACAAAACUGCUUCAGUCACAGGAAACGGUUGUGCUAAGAUCUGCAUGGGGGUCUCUCCCACCAUCAUCGCUGCCAGUCUCCUGAAGCUGUGUAACUUUUGCGCCCAACAAGGGAACCUCCGCUGCAUGCGGUGUAAGAGGGUGCACUACUGCUCCGUGACAUGCCAGACCAAGGACUGGGCCGCACACCGGCAUGUGUGCAAGCCAGACACGCCAGAGCGAUCCCCAUGUGAGGAACCCCAGGAGCUGCUAGCCUCACCUAGCACAGCUAGUUCCAGGAGCCUGCUUCCCAAGGGUGAUGCAGGGGUGGCCAGUCCCCUGCAGAAACUCUACCUGCAUGACUUCCCCAAGAAUGAGAUACGAGGAGCACAGUUUCAGGCCACUGUAGUGGAGUUCAGGAACCCUGGGAAGUUCUUCAUGCACAUCGAGUCAAAGGCUGUGAUGGAGUCCCUGCGGAGCGUGACGGUGGCGUUGCAGAAGAUGUAUGUGGGCUCGACGGGCACGGAGUACAUGCCAGACUGCGGAGAGGCCUGUGCCGUGAUGUACUCCCAGGAUCGAAACUGGUAUAGAGGUGUGGUGCGGUCCGUGGACAUCUCUCAGAAAACCGCCAUGAUUUUCUACAUGGAUUACGGCAAUGAGGAGGCUGUGCCAUUGGACAGGAUCAGACCGCUGGCCUCCUGUGUGGAUCGCAUCCCACCAUGCGCAGUCCAGUGUCAGGUAGCGGGUGUUACUGCGGUGAUGAGCGGCUGGCCGGAGGAGUGCAGCAUCAUCGUCAGGCAGCUGGUGGCAGGGAAGAGCCUGGCUGUGACUGUGGUGGACACACUGGACGGGGGCGCCUGGGCAGUAGAUAUGGAGCUGACCGCCGUUGGCAGCAAGCUCAGCAUGUUUCUGGUGGAAAACGGCUAUGCUACCAUGGAGCCGCGAAGCCAAGACAUCGACUCCAUUCUAUCUGCUGCUCUGGACAACUUCAAGAAAUCUUCAGCUGGCAAGAAGGAGGAAAACGGAGUCUUGCCCCCCCAGCCGCUGACACAGGGCGUGGGGGACGUCUUUUCUGUCGUAGUUACCCACCUGCAGUCCCCCGACGACCUCAUAUGCCAGAAGCUGGACAAUGCUGGUGCGAUCCAGGAGCUGCAGCAGGCCCUGCGGGAGCACUGCAUGCGGACGGCCGCCGACCCGGAUUUCCGGCCCGCCCCCGGCUCUGUCUGCUGCUGCCGCUUCUCAGAGGACAGCCAGUGGUACCGAGCCAAGGUUCUGGGUUACUCCACGGAGCAGCGCAUCUGUGUGGGCUACAUCGACUUCGGCAACUCGGAGGAGGUGGAUCUGGACCAGCUGCGGCCAAUUGGGCCUGAGCUCCUCAAGCUGCCCACACAGGCCAUCCCCUGCUCCCUGGCAGGUGUGAAGCCGAUGUCAGACACCUGGACCGAGGCGUCUGUCGUGAUGCUGAGGAAAAUUGUCUGCAACCGCUUUCUACAGAUGAAGGUCCUGGGAGAGAGGGGCAGCACCGCACUCGUGUCCCUCCUGGAUGAGGGCAGCGACCCCGCGAUGGGGGUGGCCGAGGUGCUGGUCAACACCGGAUACGCCCUCUGCGACAGUGGAGAGCACGUUCCAGGCCAGGAUGACAAGGCUCCCAGCUCUCCUGCAGCAGUCAAGCCCGAGGAGGAGUUGCGGUGGACAAAUGCAGAGCUGCCUGCUGACGGAGAGCUGGUGGAUGUCACGGUCACCGUGAUAGAGAGCCCCACAGAGUUCUUCUGCCACCGAAGCAGCUCCCAAGGCACUCGCACCCUGGCAUCGCUGAUGGCUGACUUGGAAAAGCACAGUCAGAGCAGUGACGCCGUCCUGGUGGCCAGUGUGGGACGGCCCUGCUGUGCCCAGUUCCCAGGCGAUAGGUUCUGGUACCGGGCCAUGGUCCAAAGCAUGUUGCCAGAUGGGAAGGUGGAGGUGUUCUUUGUGGACUAUGGGAACACCUGUGUUGUGGACUGGGCCGACCUCAGGAGCAUCCACCCUGAACACCUGAAGGUUCCCUUUCAGGCCCUGCGGUGCUGGCUUGCAGGUGUGGAGCCCCUGGGGAGACAGUGGUCGGCCAAGGCUCUGCAGAAGUUCCAGGCCUUCUGUGUGGGCACCCAUCUGAAGGGUAGGGCUCUUCACAUCACCGAGAGGGGCUAUGGCAUGGAGCUGCUGCACGAUGGUCUCAGUAUUGCCGCCCUGCUGGUGACCGAGGGGCUGGCCAGUUCCACCCCUGGGAGUGGGCUCUCUGGCACCUCAGACAAGGGCUCGGGCCAAAGCGACGCUGCUGCGGUCCCGCUGGGCGCCUCCUUCCCCACGGCCUGGCAGACGGCAAAGCUGCAGCAGAACGUGACGUUUCAGGCGCGUGUGGCUGGGGUGCUGAGCCCCGGGCACUUCUACCUGCUGGACGAGACUGAGGCAGUAAGUGCAGAGAAACUCCAUACCCUGAUGGGGACCCUGCAGGAGCACUGCAGCCGCCGUCCACAAGACCUUCCUGCUCUGCCUGAGCCGGGGGCAGCCUGCUGUGCCCAAUUCUCAGGUGAUAAGAAGUGGUACAGAGCUGUCGUCCUGGAAGUUGGUGACUCUGAGGCGAAAGUCGUUUACGCGGAUUACGGGAAUACUGAGCGCGUGCCGCUCUCUGGCCUCCGGCCAAUCACGAGCGCCCACCUGGACCUGCCAUUCCGGAUCGUCCGGUGUGCACUCACAGGGAUGGUGCCCUUACCCAGCCCGUGGCCUGCAUCCAUGAGGAGACGCUUUGAGUUGCUGCUGGAUGCUCCCAUCCUGGCCUGUGCCCAUGGCUUUGACGGUACCUACAACCUGCUGACCAUGACCAGCCAUGGAGGCGAGGCUGGUGUGGAUAUCAACUCCGCGCUGAAGGACGGCUUGCUGGAGAAGGGGGAGGAGGAGGGGCCUGUCGCCGGUCCCAGCGAUUGGGAGUCUGCCACCGCUGUUGGACCCACAGACGCAGCCCGUGUUCCCAGAUGUAAUGAGCCCAUUCAGGUCCGGAGUCCAACUCUGCCGGAUAGAUCCAGUGACACCGUUCGUCAUCCAGAACCUUCACCUCAGCAUCCAGAGAGCGUUGGAUCCGGUCUUACCCCUCCGGCACUAUUACAGCAGGGCUGCCUGGAUAAGGUAAUGGGAAAAGAUGGGGCUAAAGCUGACAUCCAGCAGGAGUCUGGCAGGGAGGAAGCAGAGCUGGUCCCAGGCGUCUGCAAUGAACCCACCCGGACUGCACUGAGCUCCUGCUGCUGUGAUGAUCUGAAGCAGAAGGUGGACCAGAUCGAAGCUCUGCUCCUGCAGUUAGUGAAGCAGAUGGGCUGCUCACCAAAGCCCUGAGCACCGAAUAAAGUACGUGUGCAGAGAGUCUCCACGAGGCGGGGCCUCUCAGCUCAUGUCUUUGUGCUGUUCAGUGGUUCUCUUUACAGCCUUACAGUAUUCUUAUGUUCUUCCCACAAGUCACUGCAGUAGAAAAUCUGCACCAUCACUUUGUAUUGUUGCUUGUAUUUCUUAAUCUGUUAGAUUGUAAUUUGCGGUUCGAGUUAUUAAAAGAGCUUAAAGCUGCAAUCGGUGUAGUAAUUCAAAAUGAAAGGUUAGCUUCUUCAGUUACCCAGUUCAGUUUUCGUAUUUUAAGUUCCUGCCUGACUUCAGUUCCCUAGUGGUUCAUUAUUGUUGUUUUGCUGUUUGCUGUAUGGCCUGCCGCCUGCCUGCCCCAUUUGUAAUUAGUUUUUGUUUAUCCCCUUUUGUGUUUGGCUCCUCGUGGUCCUUUCUGGUUUUUGUAGUGUUCCUGGUGUUCUCUGUUUUGUUUAAUAAAACCUUUGUUCUUGUGAGCCACAA
Molecule: messenger RNA, 4059 nt
Organism: Brienomyrus brachyistius
Lineage: Eukaryota; Metazoa; Chordata; Actinopteri; Osteoglossiformes; Mormyridae
Gene: tdrd1
Product: tudor domain containing 1
Source: RefSeq, a predicted model, not a curated record